Molecule: messenger RNA, 1110 nt
Organism: Glarea lozoyensis ATCC 20868
Lineage: Eukaryota; Fungi; Ascomycota; Leotiomycetes; Helotiales; Helotiaceae
Exons: 3
Coding region: 1-1110 (369 amino acids)
Source: RefSeq, a predicted model, not a curated record
AUGAGCACUUCCGGUGCAUGCUCUACAUACCCCGACAACUGUGGAGAGCUACAACCAAAUGCUGAUAUCGCCGGAAAAGGGGUCUUUGCCUCUCUCCUAAGUUCAGCAUGUCUCACACUCCUCGCCGCAAUCUUCAAGUACUUCACAAACUUCCGCGUCAAACACGCCAAAUUGAUCGAAUUCGGAGACUUACCCCAACAAAAUUCCUUCCGCAACCUCCAGAUCCUCUUCGGGCGCCUCGCAAAACACAUGAGCGUGGAGACCGCAACCCUCUGGAACAACACCCUUCACUCCCUCAUCAUCGGCCUCGCAGACCAACAAGCUUUCGUCGCCCUCGCUAUCCUCACCGUCGCUGCGGUGCAACGAGAUAGUAUCUCCAUCUACCACUUUAAUAUCGUCAGUUAUCUCGCUUGGUACUCAUCAUUUACGCAUGCUAUGACACUGCUCGUGCUCGUGGACUGGAUGGUACAGUCGAAAUUCCUGUUUUACUUGCGCAUGUCUAUAUUUGCUGUGGUGAUCGGUAUGGUCACCUGGUCGCAACUUGCCAGCUUCGAUUACAGCGACGCCUUGAAUGGACGUGUAGCGGCGUGUCCUAAUAUCUGCAAUGCCCAACCCGCAGCCCUACACACGCGCUUGCGAAUUGCAUGUCUCUUCGCCUGCGCGAUUCAGAUCAGUAUCGAGAUCCUUUGGGCGUCUAAACGCUGGAAAAAGUCGACCACAGCAUAUGCAAUUAUAGUCGCCACACGCACGUUCCAUAUCGUCUGUUUUGUCUCGACGAUGUUCAUGGUUGCCGGGAUUGGCAAUAUUGGGUUUGUGAGGGAUACGAGUCGAUAUCAGGGGCUGGUGAAAGCGGAGGGAUUUGACGAGCAGGAGAAUGCGUGGGGGUUUGGACAGUUGGUUCCGUUGAUUAUGUUGGGGGUACCGGUUGUUGGGGCGGUUGAGGGGUUUGUUGAUGAACGGAAAAGACUUUCCUUAACACCAAAGGACAGCUCGGAUUUCGAAAGCGGGCACAGCAGUAACACCGCUGAUGUCGAUCAUUAUUGUCUGAACUGUUACUGUCCCAACUGCACUAGUUCAUCUAGAAGAAGAACCCUUGAACCAGGACCAUAA